This is a messenger RNA of Polyodon spathula (Mississippi paddlefish), 4457 nucleotides long. Its product is annotated as synaptonemal complex protein 3-like. Gene Ontology annotation, cellular component: synaptonemal complex. The transcript is spliced from 8 exons. The record is from RefSeq and is a predicted model, not a curated record. Lineage: Eukaryota; Metazoa; Chordata; Actinopteri; Acipenseriformes; Polyodontidae. Gene Ontology annotation, biological process: meiotic cell cycle; spermatid development. Bases 993 to 1583 code for a protein of 196 amino acids.
AGUUGUACCGCCGAAGGAUAGCGACUUCAGAAGUUGUCCUGUCCUGAGAAUUACACCGUCAAAUUAAAUACUCUUCGCUAUUUUUUUUUUGGUCGUUAAUUUUCGUAAUCAAAUACUAAUUUAAAAUAAUAAUAAUUUACUUGAUAAACGAAUCCAGUUUCUAAACCACGGUCAUCAUAAUAUACCUAAGUCAAAGAGGUUAGUUUGAGGAAAGAAUUUUAAAAGCAAUGCACCCCACUGGAAGGAAGCAGACAAGCAAGACGAGCAAGGGUGCCCCACAAGAACUGAACGACGUUCAUGUGUACCGGUUUAAUGAAAAUAAGACUACGGGUCUUAGCGGAUUUGAGGUUUGGGAUGAGGAAACGCCAGUAGUAGAGAAACACGGAAAGAAAAAAACAGUGAUAAUGCCAAUUCAUGAUGUAGAUGAUGACGAGGAAAUUAAUACGGGGUAAAUGAUAUUGGCAGUUUUAACAAGAACAGUGUGUUUUGUUGUGUUGUAUUGUUGUUGGGAGAAACGCAUAGAGCAUUAUUUGACAUGCACUUAGUUUCUAUGAUGAAAUGUAGAAUAUUUGUCAUAUUUUUCAGGGGUGAUGUGCACAAUAUGCUUGAGAAGUUUGGAGGCAAGUAUUUUAUGCUGAUGUAGUACUGUCCUUAUAUUUUUUUAAACUUUUGAAUCGGGACGUUUUUGUUGAAGGCAUUUAAAGAAACAUACUGCAAGAGCAAAGUUUGCAUCAGAACUGUCAUCACGUGAUCAAAAAGAACUAAAGGACAGUCUGGUAUAGUACAUGUAGUUGGGUUUAAAGAACUGACAGGUACUUUGUGUGCAGCUGAGUCACAUUCCACUGCUGUUAGUCAGUUGUAAUUCACAUUUUUGAUCAACUGUGAAUUCAUGUUUUUUUUUUUUUUUUUUUUUUUUUUAUGGGCGGAGCGUGGGUUACAGAGGUUAACUACCUACAGUAAUGCAAUGCUGUUAUUCAUAAUUUAAGCCAUCAAUGCCAUUGCAUCCUGCAGAGAUUUACAGUUUCCAGUCCUGCUUACAUGCUGUCAGUUCAAGAUUUGAACUCGUGUAUGAUAUGGAAGUAGCCUUCCCAUGGAGGACAAAAAUCUCUGACAUUAGCAAGGCUAUGCAAGCAAAGAAGAAACGUCUAGAGAUGUACACCAAGACCUCUCUAAAAACCAUCAAUCAAAAGCUUGAGCAGAUGUGGAAAACACAGCAAAACCAAAGACACAAACUUGCCGAAGACUACUCCCAGCAGUUCUUUUCAGAUUUGCAACAAUGGGAAGUUGAUGUCCAAAAAUCAGAGGAACAGGAAGAAAAGAUGACUAAUUUGUUUCGACAGCAGCAAAAAGUCUUUCAACAGGCCCGAAUUGUUCAGAGCCAGAAGCUGAAAACCAUUAAGCAGAUGUACGAGCAGUUUCUAAAGAAUAUGGAAGAUAUGGAAAAGAAUCAGGAAACUUUUCUAAUGGGAGCACAGUCAGAACUUCGAAAGGAAAUGGCUAUGUUGCAAAAAAAAAUCAUGAUGGACACACAACAGCAGGAAAUGGCAACAGUUCGCAAAUCUCUUCAGUCGAUGUUAUUCUGAGAUGGUUUCAGCAAUUUAACCUUCAAAUGUUUAUUGUAUUUAAACUUUCUUUUAUUGUUAAUAAAAUUUGACACUAGCAUUAGUUGCCAAUAGAUUGUGUUUCAUAUUAAAAAAAGUAUUAAAAAUAUAUACAUUUGUUUAUUUAAAACUUAGCAAUGUCAAGUUUAAACAUGAAAUAUACCUUAUAUCAGUAUAUGUUUAAAUGUACCUAGACCUUUAUAACACAUUUAAAUGUUAGUAUUACUAUGUAUUAAAAGUAUUUUAUUGUAUAAGGUCUUUCGCAGUGUGAAAUAUUAUUUUGCUAAGCAGACAAUACAGUUUCAAAGUUUGACAUUUUCUUGUAAAGAGUCUUCUUUCAUGUGUUGGUCAUCUGAAAUAAUCUCAUCAUGUGGGCGUCUGUUCAUUCGUGGUGUUUUUAUCCUCUCAAAAUUCGAAGAUUCGUGUGAAAUGUGCACAGAGGAUUCCUUCUGCAGAGGGCAAGUGUCCCAUGGGGAUUUACCCUCACCCAAGCAUCACAGCUUUCUCCUUCAAUGGAUGCCUGGAUCUCCUCCAACAGGCAAUCAGCUACUUGAUGAAUAAAUCCUGUAACGAACAUGUCACUUACACCCCCCACCACAGCUGUAAAUACAAAAAAGAGAGAUCAGUAAAAUCAAAAUAUAAAUAACCCUGACUUGCUGUACAUCCUAAGUUUGAACAAACAGACAGACAGAGGCCUCCUUCGCUGCACUCAAUAACUUGUGCUAAUGAAGGUCCUUGGCGAGUUUCAGUACAAUUGGUCAAAUUGUUAUCUUGAUCUAGGCAAAAUAGUAAAAGGUGAAAUGUAUUUAACAAGCUAGAUUUAGAUGUAUGUUUUCAUGCGCUUUAUUUUAGCUUUUGUUUUUUAGUUCAACAGUGAGGUAAGCAGUCCUAACACCCAAGCCAAUAGCAAAUAAUGGUUGUCAGGGAAUUUUCUUGAAGGUCUAAAUGCCUUCUUUGCUUCUACUGAUUACCCUUGUAGCUUGACCUCAAGCAACCUUGAAGUGGAAAAUCCUUUAUAUUUUGCCUACCUAAAUUCUAUGUCAUGUUAAAAUUUUUACCUAUCAAGACUAAUGACAAGAGGGAAGGCAGUCCAUACCAUUGGUGCUUGUUGCUCAGCUCUAAUCAGGGAAGCCUAGCACAAUCCCCAUUGGCUCAUAUUAAGCGUUUGCACUUUAGCUGGAUCAUUUUGUAAACCUGCAAACAGCAUCAGGAGCUGUGGGGAUGUGUCUGUCAUAAGAAUGAUGACUUCACCAUAUACACUGAUAAAAUCAGAUAUGCAUUGUGCCAACAAAAAAGAUGGUGGUGGUUCUGUGCAUGGACAAUGGUAACACAGUAAUAGGACACAUGACAUGUUUUGGAUAUUUCUUUACAAGCAAUAAUGACAUUUCACAGCUAUUUUUAAGAGUUGUUUUAUGACAUGGUAGUUUGCCAGUGUUUCCAUGACAACUCAAUCUUUUGCAUUGGCUGGACCUGAACCCCAGUGAGCCACUGGGAAGAGCUAGAACAGUGUACCAGGCUUAGGCCUCCACCCCCUAAAAAAAUCUAGCUUAAAAUCCAGUACUUUAUGAGGAAUGGGAGCAUAACUAGAAAAAAAAACCUUGACUUAAAUACAUCCAUUAUUUAAAGAAAAAUCACCCAAUAGUCAGUACAUAAUAGACAAUGCCUCAUCUAUAAUAAAAAAAGACAGCAGCAUAGUGAUGAGACACUACCCUGUUCUUAAAUGCAUACAGUACAGUGUGUACCAGAUUUCCCUGAGUCACACCCGCUCCAGAAGGCAUGCUUUGUAACAAAGAGCCACUGUGAUCAUUUCUAUUACACAAUUACCAGUUUCUGACCUUGAAAUGUAUUUUGUUAUUGUUUUCUCUAUUUUUUAAGAAAUCUGUCAGUUUUACAAUCCCUGUGUCAUUUGAUUGUGAACUGUAGCUGGCUUUUUUUUUUUUUUUUUUUUUUUUUGUGGGCACAGACAAGCAUGCCAGUACAGAUUUUACCACAAAGUAUCUUUGUACUAUCAAGUUAUUCCGUACACUAGGACAUUAUGCUGCCUCAUCAGUGCUUUGUUCUCUUGUGACACUUCUAAUUUGACUUGCUUUCUGAUAGGCUACAGUAAGAAAUAAGAUUAUAAUCACUAUGGUAGCACCCACAAGUAUUUUUCAAAAUAAACAAACUAAACUAUUUUCUAAUAAUUCCACAGGUUAGAGCAGCUGAUACGAGUUAGGUCAGUACUUGUGCUACAACGCUGCAACUGGAGUUGUGUUUAGGCUUAAAAGAAGGUAACAACUUUCUUUUGAACUGAAAACUACUACCAGCAGGCUGUCUAUGUGAACAAGGUACUUAUGUCUAAUACAUUUUAAAUAUUUAAAUCUAGUAGAAAGCUGUCUAAAAAUCCAUGCAGAUGUACAGUCAUUGUGGAAAAACACCUUCCUCCCAAUCCCCUUUUCAUUGGAUUUCGUUUCAAGAGCGACUGCGCCAUGAACCAAAAAGCUUAUUUGCACAUUUUUUUACAUUUUAGAAACAAAGAUAAAAAUAAAUAAACAAACAAAACUGGUGAUGUUGAUGUAACAGUAUGUGUUCCUAGGUUGAAUAGUUGGUAACAUGACCUGUUUGUUUUUCCUGAACAAAAGCUUUGUAAAUCUGAAAAACUUUUUUCUGUUGAAUCUAUAACAGCUUCUGUACAGUAUGUGUACUGAGAAAAGUUACCAUGCAGUUCUUUUAUGUUUUGCAGUUAAAAUAGAUAACCAUUUUUCUAGUAUUCUGGAUGUUUUUAGUUUUAGAAUAGGGAAUUAUGAAAAAGAAAAGAAUAAGGAAUAUGUUGCAGGAAAAAAAUAACAAUACUGGGUACAAAAGGGAAAAUAGUUU